Messenger RNA from Naegleria gruberi, 1299 nucleotides. RefSeq lists its product as uncharacterized. The transcript has a single exon. The record is from RefSeq and is a predicted model, not a curated record. Lineage: Eukaryota; Heterolobosea; Eutetramitea; Acrasida; Naegleriidae. Bases 1 to 1299 code for a protein of 432 amino acids.
AUGAAUCAGAUUCUAAUAGCAAAAUUAUUGAUGAAAAGACAUUUUCCAAGGAAUCAGCCCUACUUUGCUCGUCAUUAUGCCAGCAACCAACCAUUUCAAUAUGGAGAUGGCACUUCCAUUAAAGUACAUUUAAAUUACAAUUUGAUUUUGAAAAAAAUGGAAGAAUUUAAACAAGAAAAAUCUGGCAUCACAUUACCACAUCAUUCAACAUGGCUAAAUGGUGCUGUCUUGUUCAAUAUUUAUUCCUUUCUACCACUGCAUGAGGUUUUAACUUUCCGAUUGGUCAAUCAAGCAAUUUCUGAAGAAUUGCACAUUUCAUCUUCAUCCACCGAUCCAUUAUUCUUCAUGAAUAGAUUAUCAAAAAUCAAGAUAGAUCUAGAGGAUAAAAGUUGUGAAUUUUUUCAUGGUUGCCUAUUGAAAAUCAAUGCCGAAAUUAGAAAUUGCAUGAUUUGUACUAAUGAUGAUUCGUAUUUUGAUUAUUUGUUUGAAAAUGAUGAACAUUUUGCAGAGUUCUUCGUUAUUAUGGAAAAUUGCGACUUGUUCAAGAGUGGAAGAGUUUCGUUUAAUUCAUUUAUUGGUGGAAUUUUUUCACAAGCUCAGGGAGGAAGAGCAGAGUUGAAGAUUUUGAAAAAAUCAAAUCAACAAGAGAAUGAUAUUAGGGAAUUUAUGAUAUUUUCUCAACAUUUUGUUUAUGGACCGAAUACUAGAACCUAUAAUCUGGAGAGAUUUUAUGAAUUGACGGUGAGAGAUUCGAAUAAUGAAGAGAAGAUUCUAGUUCAAUAUCAAAACAAUUACCAUUCUUAUGAAGCUAUUGGAAAAAUUGACUCUGAAGCCAUUACGGAAGUAAUGAAAGAGUUGGAUAUUCCUAUCAUGUGGAAUUGGGAAGAUUUCCUCAAUUUUUUAAUGAUUUGUGCUGGCUCCAAAACAUAUAACUGUCUGGCACCGUUUGCUAACAAUAAUAGUAAUGUCAUGGAGAGUAUGAUUAAGGAAUUGGGAUCCAUAGAAGAAAUAUCAUAUGAAGAGGACGAAGAGGAUGAUAAUAGAUUGAAAUCUGAAUCAGAUACUGUAAAGGAAGGAUUGAAAUAUUUAGAGGAGGAAAUUCUAACUCCAAUUAUUCAAUCUGAUUUGAGACACUCUCAACGAAUGGAAUAUUUCCAUUACAUUAGGAGGGAAAUCCUUAAACACUCGGCAAGAAAAUCUCAGAAUUUGUUCUCGUUCGAUUCAGUGAUUCAAUCGCCAAGUUACGACAUUUCCAUCAAUGAAUUCAUCUUCCAAGCUCAAGUAUUUCACACUUCAUGA